CUGUUUCUUGAAAAAUCGGGUACACAAUGCUUAGAUUCUUCUUCUUCCUUGUUUGUCUUCUUGUUAGGUUCUUUGCAGUUUUUGCGAUUCUUGACCCUGUGGAUUUCUUGGCUUUACAAGCGGUUCGGAAAAGCUUGGAUGAUUUGCCUGGGUCGAAUUAUUUUGGGUCCUGGGAUUUUACUUCGGAUCCCUGUGGCUUCGCCGGAGUUUUCUGCGAGGGGGAUAAGGUUGUCGCGUUGAAUCUCGGUGAUCCCAGAGCUGGGUCGCCGGGAUUGACUGGAAGGAUUGAUCCGGCGAUUGGGAAACUUUCUGGGUUGGCUGAGUUUAGUGUUGUUCCGGGGAGGAUAACCGGUGCAUUGCCGGAAAUCUUGUCGGAGUUGCAGAAUCUCAGGUUUCUUGGAAUCAGCCGGAAUUUUCUCUCCGGCGGGAUUCCGGCGGGGCUUGGGAAGCUCCGGGGGUUGCAAACGCUGGAUCUCAGUUACAAUCAGUUAUCCGGGAGUAUUCCUCCGGCCAUCGGAGCGUUGCCGGCGUUGUCCAACGUUAUUCUCUGUCAUAACCGUUUAUCCGGUUCAGUUCCCCGGUUCGAUUCCAAAACUCUAACCCGGGUUGACCUCAAGCACAACGCUCUCUCCGGUCGGCUCCCGGCUAAUGCUUUCCCUCCGUCGGUUCAGUACCUAUCAUUGUCAUGGAACCGGCUGACCGGGCCGGUCGACCAGAUCUUAACCCGGCUGAACCGGCUGAACUAUCUCGACCUGAGCUUAAACCUCUUCACCGGCGUUAUUCCGGGGAACAUCUUUAACUUCCCCAUCUCAAAUCUCCAACUCCAAAGAAACCAAUUUUCCGGCCAGAUUAAACCCAUCACUCAGGUCACAAUCCCCACCGUCGAUCUCAGCUUCAACCGUCUCUACGGCGAGAUUUCUCCGCUCUUCUCCACCGUGCAGAAUCUUUACCUAAACAACAAUCAGUUCACCGGCCAGGUCCCCAGAACCAUCGUGGACCGGUUACUCUCGGCCAGUAUUCAGAUUCUUUACUUACAGCACAACUAUCUCACCGGAAUCUCCAUCAACCCCGCGGCGGCGAUUCCGGUCAGCAGCUCACUGUGUUUGCAGUACAAUUGUAUGGUGCCGCCGGUUCAGAGCCCCUGCCCGUUGCGAGCCGGGCAGCAAAAGACCCGGCCCACACAACAAUGCAUCGGCUGGAAGGGUAAAACAGGGAAUUGACAGCUGCGUCAAGGGCAAAAAGGGAAUUUCACUUAUCCUGACGGGUCGGAGUGCGUCAAGGGCAAAAAGGAAAUUUCACCUCUCUUGACGGGUCGGGGUGCGAGAGUCUGAAGCUAGAGAAUUUUGUCUUUCGUGGGCAAGGAAUAGUAUUUUCAUUAUUAUUAUUAUUGUUAUUAUUAUUAUUAAAUUUUUUCAGGAGAUAUUUAUUUAUUAAAUUUUGUAAAAGUAUGUCAUAAAACAAAAAUGUGCAUAAAUUGAUUGUGGAUUUUUUUAAGGGAAGUUUUUGUCUGUUUUUAA
Molecule: messenger RNA, 1517 nt
Organism: Ipomoea triloba (trilobed morning glory)
Lineage: Eukaryota; Viridiplantae; Streptophyta; Magnoliopsida; Solanales; Convolvulaceae
Product: probably inactive leucine-rich repeat receptor-like protein kinase At2g25790
Exons: 2
Coding region: 27-1220 (397 amino acids)
Molecular function (GO): protein binding
Source: RefSeq, a predicted model, not a curated record